Messenger RNA from Nelumbo nucifera (sacred lotus), 571 nucleotides. RefSeq lists its product as uncharacterized. The record is from RefSeq and is a predicted model, not a curated record. Lineage: Eukaryota; Viridiplantae; Streptophyta; Magnoliopsida; Proteales; Nelumbonaceae.
UUGGCGUAAAAACCAAGAUGGUUGUAUCUUGUCGUCCGUCGACCUUCUUUUGUACUCGUAGAAUUUUACGCCUGCAGAAGAAUAGAGUGAGAGGAGGAACUACCGAACUAAGAAGAGAGCCCAAAAACGCUCUGAAGAUGGUUUGCUUGGCUUGUUUGUUGCCGCUCUUCCUCGUCCCAAUUGUCAAUAUCUUGCCAUUGCUCUUUGAUUUUAUCAUGGCAAAAAUCUAUCGGCUUUUUGGUUGGGAAUACAGGAAACCAGAAAGGGUUCCACCUUCUUGUCCAUAUAAGCCGGUGACGAAGAAGGAUGCAAAAGUGGAGGAGCAAGCUACAGUAUCCCACCCCGUCACACCAGCAACGGUUUUAGAUAAUGACAAGCAUGACUAAACUCACUGAAUUGUUAAUUGCAGCUUAAUUUGCAUUCUUUAACUGUUCUUUCCUUUCCAAAUUCCAAAGGUUGGGGGAUAUUUUCCUGUUUUUCAAAACAAAGGUCUGUGGUUUAGUGGAUUUGCUGAAUUUUUUUCUGUGUUUUCUUGCACUACAUCCAUAAAUUAGAAUCCAUUUGACCACUA